UUCACGUUUAUGUGGGCAGCCAGAAGUACAUCAGGAAGUGAGAAAGGAGGGGAGAUGAACUGCAGCAUGACAGAUGUAGAACCAGCUAUGGUACGGUAGGGCAUGGCUGUGAUUUGGAUGAGCAAGUAGGCAAAGACCCCACCUGAUUCUGUUUUUAAUCAAGCUGCUUGAAGUUUUGGUGCCUGGAUCAAGACCUCUGCAGUGACAGUGAUCACUAGCCAGCAAGCCAGCAUGUACCCUUGGCUCUUCACCAGCAGAGAGGAAUUGUGCUGACAUUCAGCAACUGGCAAUGACCCUCCAUCACAUCAGCUUCCCCAUAACCACUGGAAAGAAUUGCUGAACUAGAGGCGGAAGCUGACUCUAGCUGACUACGUUACCAUCCCUGCCAGAUGACUACUGACCAGCAAUCCAAAGCAGCACCACUCAAGAGAGAGAUGUCCUCAUCUACCUCCCAGCUGCAGAUGAGAGGAAUGAUCUGCUUAUAGCUUCUUAGAGGGGAAUGACUUCUCCCAGUGCUUUUCUUUGUGCCUCCUUAGCCUGCCAACAGGCUCAGCCAUCUCUGUGAGACCCUCCCCUGAUCCCUGCAGGGCAUGUCAUUGUCCAAUGCAUCUCAGACAUGCAAGGAUUACAGUUUCAACCACCGCCUCCUCCUCCCUGGCUACACCCUGAUAUUCAUUACAGGUUUGAUGCUGAACGUGACAGCCCUAUGGAUAUUCAUCCGCUACCUGCGCCUGAAGUCUGUAGUGAUGAUCUACAUGUUCAACCUGGCCAUGAGCGACCUCAUCUUCACGCUCCCUCUGCCGCUGAGACUCUACUACUAUUUCAACCACCACUGGCCCUUUGGUAACACCCUGUGCCAGGUGUCUGGCUCUGUCUUCCAGAUCAACAUGUAUGGUAGCUGCCUCUUCCUCAUGUGCAUCAACCUGGAUCGCUAUGUCGCCAUUGUCCACCCACUUCGCUGGCGGCAUGUGCGGCGCCCCAAGGUGGCCAAGAUCCUUUGCCUGAUGGUCUGGGUUGUGAUCUUCAUGGGCUCCAUCCCCACCGCCAUAGUCCACAAGCAAAACCACUGUGAGGUACUGAACCAGACCAUUUAUCUGUGCUUUGAAAGCUUUAGUGACAACAUGUGGCAGAAUAACCUCUUCCCCCUAGUUGUCCUGGCUGAAAUCUUGGGGUUUCUCCUGCCUCUCAGCUCUGUGACAUACUGCUCAAUUCGGAUCUUUCAGGAGCUCUGCCAGGACGGCCAGACAAAGACCCUACGACAACAGAAGACCGUCCGUCUCCUCUUGGUCAAUCUGGUCAUCUUCAUCAUCUGUUUUGUGCCUUACAACACUACCCUGGCAGUUUAUGGGAUGAUAAAGGCCCAGGUGAUUAAGGUUGAGAAAGAAACACAGGCCUCUGUGCGCCAAGUGUUAAUCAUGACAAUGCUGUUGGCCAGCAUGAACUGCACGCUGGACCCCCUCAUCUACUACUUUAGUACUGAGGGUUUCCGUAACACCUUUAAGAAACUGCGGCGAGGACAAGCCUGGGACUCAGAUACAGGGAUACUUAAGAAUCAGGUUGUGGAGAAUAAGUCAACCCGAGACCAUGCUGUCUCCAAAGUAAAACAGUUCCGAGCUGAAAACUUUAUCCGUCCCAAUGAAUCUUUGCCAUCACUUCCUACUGCAGUAUUUUUGAAUGGCCCUAUUGAGGACUCAGAAAUAUAACCACAGAAAGGUCAUACCGUUGCAGUGUCACCCAUUCAAUAAUUACAGCAAGACUGUGGGAAACAGCUCAGGGUAACUUAGCAAACUGUUUGAGGGAGCACAGCAGACUGUAUGUGGGUGAACGUGAUGAUACAAGCUGAAGGAUGAAAGGUUGUUUUGAAUAAACAGAGAUGUCUUGGUGA
Molecule: messenger RNA, 1885 nt
Organism: Grus americana (Whooping crane)
Lineage: Eukaryota; Metazoa; Chordata; Aves; Gruiformes; Gruidae
Gene: LPAR5
Product: lysophosphatidic acid receptor 5
Exons: 2
Coding region: 591-1703 (370 amino acids)
Biological process (GO): G protein-coupled receptor signaling pathway; behavioral response to pain
Cellular component (GO): membrane
Molecular function (GO): G protein-coupled receptor activity
Source: RefSeq, a predicted model, not a curated record